Juglans microcarpa x Juglans regia is the source of this 3013-nucleotide messenger RNA. Its product is annotated as exportin-2. Gene Ontology annotation, cellular component: cytosol; nuclear envelope. Gene Ontology annotation, molecular function: nuclear export signal receptor activity; small GTPase binding. The record is from RefSeq and is a predicted model, not a curated record. Lineage: Eukaryota; Viridiplantae; Streptophyta; Magnoliopsida; Fagales; Juglandaceae. Gene Ontology annotation, biological process: protein import into nucleus; protein export from nucleus.
GACGUGAUUCGCUAUUUAAAUCCCCAAAAGAUCUCAUCGCUUUCCCUCUCCAUCAACCAUUUGCAAAGCCCUAAACCUAGAAAUGGAGUGGAACGCAGAAACUCUUCAGUUCCUUUCCCAAUGCUUCCUCCACACUCUUUCUCCGGCUCCCGAGCCCCGCCGCCGCGCCGAAGAUUCGCUCUCCAGGGCUUCUGACAGCCCCAACUAUGGACUCGCGGUCCUCCGCCUCGUCGCCGAGCCCUCCGUUGAUGAGCAGAUCCGUCAAGCCGCUGCCGUCAACUUCAAGAACCAUCUCCGGGCCAGAUGGGCACCCGCCUCAGUGGAUGAGCCCGACUCCUCCGCCCUGUCCCUUAUUGCCGAUCCCGAGAAGGAGCAGAUCAAAGCGCUGAUCGUUCCCCUCAUGCUCUCAUCUACUCCCAAAAUCCAAUCCCAGCUCAGCGAAGCCCUUGCCCUCAUCGGCAAGCACGAUUUCCCGAAGCUUUGGCCGGCACUGCUCCCUGAGCUUGUCGCGAACCUACAGAAGGCAUCGCAGGCGUCCGAUUACACAUCCAUCAACGGUAUUCUCGGCACCGCCAACUCUAUCUUUAAGAAAUUUCGGUACCAGUACAAAACCAAUGAUCUUUUGCUAGAUUUAAAAUAUUGUUUGGAUAAUUUUGCCGCACCGUUAUUAGAAAUCUUUCUCAAAACCGCUGCUUUGGUUGAUUCGGCGGCAAACUCGGGUGCACCCGCCUCCACCCUUAAGCCCCUUUUUGAGUCUCAGAAGUUGUGUUGCAGAAUAUUUUAUUCCUUGAAUUUUCAGGAACUGCCUGAGUUUUUUGAAGACCAUAUGAAGGAGUGGAUGACUGAGUUUAGGAAGUACCUUGGGACGAGUUACCCAGUGCUCGAGAGUAGUGGGGUUGAUGGGCUUGCGCUCGUAGACGAGCUUAGAGCAGCGGUAUGUGAGAAUAUUAAUCUUUAUAUGGAGAAGAACGAGGAGGAGUUUCAAGGGUACUUGAAUGAUUUUGUCCUGUCGGUUUGGAGUUUAUUAGGGAAUGUCACUCAGUCUUCUAGCCGUGAUCAGCUAGCCAUGGUUGCGAUCAAGUUUUUGACCACAGUAAGCAUGAGCGUGCACCACACUUUGUUUGCAGGUCCGGCAGUGAUACCACAGAUUUGUCAGAGCAUCGUGAUUCCAAAUGUGAGGCUGAGGGAGGAGGAUGAGGAACUAUUUGAAAUGAAUUAUAUAGAGUUCAUUAGGAGGGAUAUGGAGGGCAGUGAUCUUGAUACUAGGAGGAGAAUCGCAUGUGAGCUUCUUAAAGGGAUUGCAACCAAUUAUAAGCAACAGGUCACGGAAAUAGUUUCUUCACAGAUUCAACAUUUGUUAACCUCCUUUGCAGCAAACCCAGCUGCAAAUUGGAAGGAUAAGGACUGUGUCAUAUACUUAGUUGUCUCCCUUGCUACUAAGAGGGCUGGGGGUACUUCUGUCUCGACUGAUCUUGUAGACCUUCAAAGUUUUUUUGCUUCAGUUAUUGUGCCUGAGUUGAAAAGUCAGGAUGUCAAUGGGUUUCCAAUGCUUAAGGCAGGUGCAUUGAAAUUCUUUACAAUGUUCCGGAAUCAGAUAUCAAAGGACAUUGCAGCUCAUCUGUUUCAAGAUUUGGUUCGGUUCCUUCUUUCGGAGUCAAAUGUUGUUCAUUCUUAUGCUGCGAGUUGUAUUGAGAAACUCAUGCUGGUCAAGGAUGAGGGGGGGAGAGCAAAAUACACUGGAAAAGACAUUGCUCCAUUUUUUGGAGAGCUGAUGACCAACCUUUUUAAUGCUUUCAAGUUUCCUGAGUCUGAGGAGAAUCAAUACAUAAUGAAAUGCAUCAUGCGGGUUCUUGGAGUAGCAGAAAUAUCUCGUGAAGUUGCUGGAACUUGCAUAACUGGGUUGACCUCUAUUCUCAUGGAAGUUUGUAAAAACCCUAAGAAUCCAAUCUUUAAUCACUAUCUCUUUGAGUCUGUGGCCAUUCUUGUCAAGCGGGCCUGUGAGAAAGACCCCUCUCUCAUAUCAGCUUUUGAAGCCAGGCUUUUUCCUUGCCUCCAGCAGAUAUUGGCCAAUGAUGUUACUGAGUUCUUCCCAUAUGCAUUUCAGCUGUUGGCUCAGCUAGUUGAAUUGAAUAGUCCUCCGAUUCCUCCAAGCUACAUGCAAAUUUUUGAGAUUCUCCUGUCACCUGAUUCAUGGAAGAGAGCUUCAAAUGUCCCAGCCCUCGUGCGUUUACUUCAGGCCUUCCUUCAGAAGGCACCCCUUGAGCUUAACCAAGAGGGAAGGCUUAACAAGGUCCUUGGUAUAUUCAAUACCCUCAUCUCAUCCCCUAGUACAGCUGAACAGGGCUUCUAUGUGCUCAACACUGUCAUUGAGAGUCUUGAAUAUGGUGUAAUUGCACCCUACAUUUGUCAUAUUUGGGCCGCCCUUUUUGGGCAGCUCCAAAAUAGACGAGCUGUAAAGUUUGUCAAGUCUUUCGUGAUAAUUAUGUCACUCUUUGCAGUCAAACAUGGUUCUACAAACCUUGUAGAUACCAUGAAUGCUGUUCAGCCCAACAUAUUUUCUAUGAUUGUGAAGCAGUUUUGGAUACCUAAUCUCAGGCUGAUCACAGGAGCAAUUGAGCUUAAGUUGACUGCAGUUGCUUCUACCAGGCUUAUCUGUGAGUCUUCUGCUCUUUUGGAUGCUGCAAAUGUUGAACUGUGGGGAAAAAUGCUGGAUAGCAUUGUUACCCUCCUUUCACGACCAGAGCAGGAUAGGCUGGAGGAGGAACCAGAAAUGCCGGAUAUUGCAGAAAAUGUGGGUUACACCGCCACCUUUGUCCGUCUAUAUAAUGCUGGAAGAAAAGAGGAGGAUCCUCUGAAAGAUAUAAAAGAACCCAGGGAGUUUUUGGUAGCUUCGUUGGCAAGGCUUUCUUCACUUUCUCCUGGGCGAUACCAGAUCAUCAAUCAAUAUAUGGAUCCAGCAAAUCAAGCAGCAUUGCUUCAGCUUUGCAGCACUUAUAAUUGCCCAAUUGUUUGA